Jaculus jaculus (lesser Egyptian jerboa) is the source of this 1662-nucleotide messenger RNA. RefSeq names its product laccase domain containing 1 (gene Lacc1). Gene Ontology annotation, molecular function: copper ion binding. NCBI's taxonomy places the organism in Eukaryota, Metazoa, Chordata, Mammalia, Rodentia, Dipodidae. The coding region runs from base 158 to 1432 and encodes 424 amino acids. The transcript is spliced from 7 exons. The record is from RefSeq and is a predicted model, not a curated record.
CGGGACGGUGCCCGGCGCGCCAGGCCGUCGCCCACACAAUGAGCAAACCCGCGGGAGCCGGCGGGCCUGGGCGGCGGGGUCCCCACGGGCAGAGGCAGGCGUGAAGGUGAUUUAUUUGGUACAAACGUCUUUUAAGAGAAUUGCACAGUACUGAAGGAUGGUGGAAGCAGUUUUGAUUGAUCUCUUUGGUUUGAAAUUGAGCUCUCAGAAAAACUGCUCUCAGACACUCCUGAAGACAUUGAAUGCUAUCCAAUACCACCAUGCCGCCAAGGCCAAGUUUCUUUGCAUAAUGUGCUGCAGUAAUGACAGCAGUGAAAGAGAUAGUGAACAUGAUCCCUGGGAAAUGGAAACAAGAAAUGAAUUAUCAGCUCUCUUGAGAGAAUUUGAGACUGUUAGUAAACCCAGUGUGGCUGCCUCUUUGUAUACUGUUAAACAAAAAAUUGAUGAAAAAAAUCUGAGCAGCAUUAAGGUGAUUGUACCCAGGCAUAGGAAAACAUUAAUGAGGGCGUUUAUUGAUCAACUCUUCACUGAAGUUUACAAUUUUGAGUUUGAGGAUUUACAGGUGACUUUGAGGGAUGACCUUUGGAAACAGCCCACUGAAAUAAACAUGAUAGAAAUCCAGAAUGAAAUAGCAACAUACUUGAGAAGCCUGCCAGCACUGAAAGGAGAAUUGAGCAUUAUCACAUCUCCUUUGAUUCCAGAUACUUUCAUACAUGGAUUUACUACAAGAACAGGUGGGAUAUCUUACAUACCCACUCUUAGUUCAUUCAACCUCUUCAGUAGUUCCAAACGGAGAGAUCCUAAAGUUGUUGUUCAAGAAAAUCUACGUAGGUUGGCAAGUACUGCAGGAUUUAAUGCAGAGAAAUUUUACAAAAUAAAGACUGAUCAUGCCAAUGAUGUCUGGAUUAUGGGAAAGAAGGAGCCCGAAUCUUAUGAUGGAAUAACCACAAAUGAGAGAGGAGUCACAAUAGCUGCCCUUGGUGCUGACUGUAUACCUAUAGUUCUUGCAGAUCCUGUGAAAAAAGUAUGUGGGGUUGCUCACUCUGGCUGGAAAGGUACUUUGUUAGGUGUUGCUAUGGCUACAGUGAAUGCUAUGAAGGCUGAAUAUGGCUGCAGUUUGAAAGACAUUAUUGUUAUACUGGGACCUUCCAUAGGACCUUGCUGUUUUACUCUUCCCAGGCAAUCAGCAAGUGCAUUUCAUAAACUUCAUCCUGAAUGUGUACGACUGUUUGACUCACAAAAUCCAUAUAUUGACAUCCGUAAAGCCACCAGGCUUCUUCUAGAACGAGGAGGAAUACUUCCACAGAAUAUUGAGGACCAGAACCAUGAUCUCAACCUCUGUACAUCCUGCCAUCCUGACAUAUUUUUCUCCCAUGUUCGAGAUGGCCCUAACUUUGGUACACAGAUUGGCUUCAUCUCAAUCAGAGAAUGAGGUUCUUGACUGGGAUUUUGCAUAAUGGUUUCCUGCCUUCUUCUACACUGACUGCAAAAAUGAAGUUCAGUUGUUGAUAUAUCAAAACCAAGAGAAUUACAAAAGAUAAUUAAUCUGUAGAGUAUAUUUUCAUUGUUAGCCCAAAAAAAAAUGAUCUUGGUUUUAUUCUCAUGACAACUGGCAAAAGAAUCAGUAUGAUAUUUUCCCUAUUAAAGUUAUUUCUAAAGUUU